Rhagoletis pomonella (apple maggot) is the source of this 569-nucleotide messenger RNA. RefSeq lists its product as uncharacterized. The coding region runs from base 36 to 500 and encodes 154 amino acids. The transcript is spliced from 2 exons. NCBI's taxonomy places the organism in Eukaryota, Metazoa, Arthropoda, Insecta, Diptera, Tephritidae. The record is from RefSeq and is a predicted model, not a curated record.
AAGUGUUGGUAUUUGUGACUGAUGCAGCACCCUACAUGAAGAAAAGUGCGUCAUCAUUGAAGCUGCUUUAUCCUAAUAUGAUUCAUAUCACCUGCGUCGCACAUGGCGUACACCGGGUCUGCGAAUCUCUACGCUCGAAGUACUCAGAUGUUGACGUCUUAAUUUCAAACUUAAAAAAAGUUUUCUUGAAAAGCCCAUUCAGGGUGGCAGUUUUCAAAGAAAUGGAACCCAAUCUUCCUCUGCCUCCUCAGCCGGUGAUAACUCGAUGGGGCACAUGGCUAAUUGCAGCCGUAUAUUAUGCCGAAAACUAUGAUUCCAUCAAAAGAAUAAUUGACCAAAUAACGGACGAUGCAGCAUGUGUCAGAUUCUCGAAGCAAUUGUUGAGCAAAAAAUCGGUUCAGGGGAAUUUGAUAUAUAUAAAAUGCAAUUUUGGUUUUCUUUUAGAGGAACGUCUACAGAAAACAGGUUGCGGAAAAACAAAAUUCUCAGUAAAAAAUUAAUAAUUCACAUACCCUUUUUAUGUAAUUGUAGGAACUCCAGUUGGUGAGGUAUUAAAUAUUUUGGAUAAC